Molecule: messenger RNA, 1210 nt
Organism: Prorocentrum cordatum
Lineage: Eukaryota; Dinophyceae; Prorocentrales; Prorocentraceae
Source: the annotation of a GenBank genome assembly
GGCGGCUUUGCAGUGGGGCGCGGCAAGUAGCACGCUGCGCUACUGCGGGCCGCGGGAGUCGACGCCGCCACCUCCGGACCUCGGCUCGACCCGCUCCCUGCCGACGGAGUCCGUGAGCGGCCCCUUGGAGUCCGCUCUUGGGGCGGCUGCGACCACCGCUGGGUCGCGCCGCGGGCGCCCCCGCUCGGCCAAGGCGAAGCCUCCGGCCAUGAAGCGCCCGCGGGCCGCCGCCCGCGCCGGCGAGCGGCGCGCCGCGGCGACGGCGGCCCCUGCCGAGGCCGUGGCCCUCCGCCAGCGCCACCUGAAGACCAAGAGCGUCUCGGCCAAAACCGCCGUCGUCUACGAGAGCUGGCACCGCCGAGCCGUGCGCUUUCACGGCCGCGCGCUGCCCACCGACCUCGGGAAGCUCGACAAGACCUUGGAGGCGUUCGUGACGGAGCUCUACUUCGACGGCGAGGCGGUCAGCGCGGGUCGCGUGAUGCUGGCCGCGGUCGCCUUCAGCCUCAACCUCAACUUCGCCGGCAAAGGUGUCUUGCCUCGUGCCGAGCGCGCCCUCCAGGGGUGGCGCAAAGAGGAGCCCGAGGUUGCUCGCGAUCCCUGCCCGUGGAUCGCCCUCUCCCUCACCGUGGAGCAGCUGGUGAAGCUGGGCGACGACGGGCUGGCCGCAGCUCGAGCAGUGGUCUUGAUGCAGGACGGGUACUUCCGACCCUCGGAGGUGCUCAGCAUCCGGCGGGCCGACGUCGCCGACGUGUCGGGCCAGCCCGCGCCGCCGGCAAAGACGGGCAUGCGCGACGACACCGUGCUGAUCCACGACGAGGUCUCAGCGGCAGCUGGUCGGACAUAUCUCCGCAAGCUGAUGGGGGCGCUGCUGGCCGCCGCGGGCGCGACGGGCUCCGCGAAGCUCUUCCCGACCCUGGCGCGCCCGAAGUUCGAGCGCCUCUCCGGGAAGGCCGCCGCCGGCGCCGGCCUGACGGAGCUGCACCUCACCCCGCACCUGCUGCGCCGCGGCGGCCCGAGCGAGGGCGCGCUCGGCCGCCACCGCGCGCUCGCGGAGGUCCAGGAGCGCGGCCGCUGGGAGGCGAAAUCCAAUGACAAGACCUACGCCAAGGGCGGCCGCGUCCUUCGCCAGACCCGCAACAUGACUGACCAGCAGCGGCGCAACGGCGCCUCUCUUUUGCGCCGCUUGCCGCUGCUGCUUCAGCUUCGCUGA